UACCGCUUAGCACUUCGUCUCUCUCGCUCCCGCUCUCGCACCCGCACUCCGCGCCAUGGGCAAGAACAACAACAAGCGCAACAAGAAGGCGAAGCAACCGAAUGGAUCUGCAUCUGGAUGCACUGCCUCCUCGGGCGAGGAUGUGGACGUGGACCAGCAGGCGGCCAGGUCGCUGCCCACCCUGAACCCCAAGAAGCGCAACCAAGUCAAUAAGCUGGUGGAGGAGCUGCUCGAACUGGUGGAGAAGCAGCCGGCGAAUCCCAACGAGGAGUGGCGCCAGUACGAGCAGCUGCAGCAGCUGCUCAAGCAGCUGAUGAUCCUGGAGGAGCCGCUCAGCCAGGCGGUCUGUCCGCCGAUCAGUGACUCCGCCUCCGACUCCCCCGAGGAUCAGAGCCGCCUGGCCAAAGUAGAGGCCUUCGCCGAGUGGGCCGCGCAAGGCGGCGUCCACAGCGAGGGCCUGGAGAUAGCCAUCUUCCCGGGCUACCAGCUGGGCCUGCGCGCCACCCGCCCGCUGGCGGCGGAGGAGCUGGUGCUCAGCGUGCCCCGCCAGCUGAUCUUCUCCGAGGAGAGCGACUCCGACUGCCGGCUCUUUGGCAACAUGCCGCAGGCCACCCACUUGAACCUGGCCUACGACCUGCUCAUCGAGAAGAUCCGCGGCCCCUUCAGCCAGUGGCGCCCCUACAUCGACGUCCUGCCCGCCAAAUACAACACGGUGCUCUACUUCAGCGCCAAGCAGAUGGAGCGCCUCCGCGGCACCGCCGCCUGCUCCCUGGCCCUGCGCCAGUGCCGCGUCAUCGCCAAGCAGUUCGGGUUCCUCUACCGCUACGCCCACAUCCUCACCGAGCGGAGCAGGGGCCUCAGGAGCCUGCCCGGCGACAGGGGCCUCUUCUUCACGCAGCACGGACUCUGCUACAAGCUCUACAGAUGGGCCGUUUCCACGGUGAUGACCCGCCAGAAUCUGGUGCCCAGCGAAAAACAGGAAACGGCUGACAAUCCAAAGUUCAUUUCGGCCCUGAUUCCCUACUGGGAUAUGGCGAACCACCGGCCGGGGAAGAUCACCUCCUUUUACGGCGCCGUCUCCAGGCAACUGGAGUGCACCGCCCAGGAAGCCUGUGCCGCCGGAGAGCAGUUCUUCAUCUACUACGGCGAUCGAUCGAACACCGAUCUUCUGGUGCACAACGGCUUUGUGGACGUGAACAACCUGAAGGACUAUGUGAAUAUUCGCGUGGGUCUCAGUCCUACGGACGCACUGGCCGCCAAGAGGGCCAGCAUUCUGGACAAGCUGAACAUCCGGCACACGGCGGAGCUGCGCGUGCUGCCGGCACCGGAGUUUAUCUCCAAGGAGCUGCUGGCCUUCGUCCGGGUGUUCAAGAUGAGCGCCGAGCAGCUGGACCACUGGUGCAGCGACCUGGAGCGAGCAGGCGACCUGCUGCACAUCGACUGCGCCUUGGAGACGGAUCACGAGACGCGCACCUGGCAGUUCCUGGAGGACCGAUUGAAGCUGCUGCUGGCGGUCUUCGAUAAGGAGCUGCGGGAGGCCGACGAGGCGAAGGAGCUGGCGGAGCUGGAGAUCAAGGAGGGCGGCGGCGGCAGCAAGCCCGGCCAGGAGAUCGAGCUCAUGCUGCUGCUGUACCGCCGCCUGGAGAGGAGCAUCCUCGCCGGCGCACUGCAGUACGCCCAGGAGCAUCGCAAGGUCUAGGGAUUACGGAGCACCAUUUUCACCCUCACACAAUUCGAGUGGCCAUCGAAGGAUCGACAUCAGCAAAUCAGAACUCUGAACUCAGUCUAGCAUUAGCAAUUAGCUAUCUUUUUUUUUUCUACCAUUACUUAACUUAUUUUAACCGAAAGUUUUAGUCGAGUGCUUCUGGAGAUUGGAUACAUGGAAACCAAAUUAAUGAAUAGUUUGUACAACGAUCGACUGUUGAAUAUGAGCGGAAUAUUCGAAAUAUUCUACGCGAUUUUACACUCGUCCUCGUCAAGUGUUGUCUGCGCAUUGUAGUUUAUAGCGUUUAAUUGUUUUAUGUUUGUUUAUUUUUUUUAAUUUUAAUAAUAACCAUUUUUAGUAUUUUUGAAUUAAACAUGAAGUCAAACGCAA
This is a messenger RNA of Drosophila takahashii, 2095 nucleotides long. It is a transcript of the gene Setd3, whose product is annotated as SET domain containing 3. The record is from RefSeq and is a predicted model, not a curated record. Gene Ontology annotation, molecular function: protein-lysine N-methyltransferase activity; protein binding; protein-L-histidine N-tele-methyltransferase activity. Lineage: Eukaryota; Metazoa; Arthropoda; Insecta; Diptera; Drosophilidae. Gene Ontology annotation, biological process: peptidyl-lysine trimethylation; actin modification; peptidyl-lysine monomethylation.